AUGGGCUCACAGCAAAAAUUAACAGUAACUUUGCAACAAACGUCACCUGGACAACAUCCUCCAAAUGGACACGGGGAAAGACCGUUUGGACAAUCACCUCCCUGGUUUUUCAGAGAUCCUGAGUUUGAUUUUGUAACAACAAUUCCUUUCUUCAAAGUUGAAAGAAGAGGAGCAUCUCUUUUCCGUCCCAGAUUUGCCCCAGUGACGAUAAAGACGUUGAAAAUUAUGGUGACGAGAACAAGAAGAAUUAAU
This is a messenger RNA of Entrophospora candida, 252 nucleotides long. NCBI's taxonomy places the organism in Eukaryota, Fungi, Glomeromycota, Glomeromycetes, Entrophosporales, Entrophosporaceae. The record is from the annotation of a GenBank genome assembly.